Messenger RNA from Paralichthys olivaceus (Japanese flounder), 1848 nucleotides. RefSeq names its product sodium-dependent neutral amino acid transporter B(0)AT3-like. Gene Ontology annotation, biological process: sodium ion transmembrane transport. Gene Ontology annotation, cellular component: plasma membrane. The record is from RefSeq and is a predicted model, not a curated record. Lineage: Eukaryota; Metazoa; Chordata; Actinopteri; Pleuronectiformes; Paralichthyidae.
AUGACAAGAAACAAAAAAGUGGUGGAUAGAGAAGAUGGACGUGCAGAAGAGAAAGAGAUCACCGAAAGGCCAAAAUGGGACAAUAAAGUUCAAUAUUUGCUGAGCUGCAUAGGUUUUGCUGUGGGACUUGGCAAUGUGUGGAGAUUUCCAUAUUUGUGUCAAACGUAUGGUGGAGGGGCAUUUCUUAUUCCUUACGUCAUCGCCUUCGUGUUUGAGGGCCUUCCUCUGUUGCACAUGGAGCUGGCCAUCGGACAACGGCUCCGCAUGGGAAGUGUUGGAGUGUGGAACUCAAUCUCCCCAUAUCUGGGAGGUUUAGGUGUGGCUUCCUUGGUAGUUUCCUUCCUAGUUGGUCUGUUCUACAACAUGAUCUUGGCUUGGAUCCUCUGGUACUUCUUCCACUCUUUUCAAAGUCCUCUUCCCUGGAAGAGCUGUCCAGUAAACUUGAAUCAUACUGGGUAUGUGACUGAAUGUGAAAAGAGCUCACCAGUGAACUACUUUUGGUAUCGUGAAACACUCAACAUAACACCAGAUAUCGAAACCAGUGGGUCUUUACAGUGGGGGCUCGUGUUGUGUCUUGCAUCUGCUUGGUGCCUCGUGUACAUCUGCUUCAUACGUGGAAUCGAGACUAUUGGGAAGGCUAUUUAUGUCACAGCCACGUUUCCAUAUCUUGUUCUGACCAUCUUCCUGAUAAGAGCCAUGACUCUGUCUGGAGCAAGUGAUGGCUUAAUAUAUCUCUUCACUCCAAAUUGGGAAACCCUCAAGAAUCCAAGGGUGUGGUUGGAUGCUGCCACUCAGAUAUUUUUCUCUUUGUCUUUGGCCUUUGGGGGACUUAUUGCUUUUUCCAGUUAUAACCCCCAGAAGAAUAAUUGCGAGAGGGAUGCCCUGAUUGUUGGCUGUGUAAACAGCUUUACAUCGAUAUAUGCGGCAAUUCCUAUUUUUGCCAUUCUUGGAUUUAAAGCCAAUGAAAACUAUAAUGACUGCAGAUAUUGGAACAUUCUACAUUUGACAAAUGCCUUUAACAUUGGGGAUGAAAACAUAACUCUUGAAAACUACGAUGACUGGUUUAACUAUCUCAACACAACUGAUCCCUCAGAGGUUGAAAGCCUCAGUCUAAAAACCUGCAAUCUUCAGACUUUCCUUGACCAGAGUGCGUCUGGGACUGGACUGGCCUUCAUUGUGUUCACUGAGGUGGUGAUAAAGAUGCCAGGCUCUCAGGUGUGGGCGGUGCUGUUCUUUGUAAUGCUCUUCAGCCUGGGCCUGUCCUCUAUGUUUGGAAAUCUAGAGGGAGUCCUCACUCCUCUGCUGGACCUGCACAUGGUUCCACCCUGGAUUCCUAAGGAGGUUUUCACAGGUUUAAUUUGUCUUACCUCCUUUACUGUGGCUCUAAUCUUUACUUUGGAAUCUGGAAACUACUGGCUGGAGAUUUUCAACAGUUACGUGGGAUCCAUGCCUCUGCUCGUCAUAGCUUUCUUUGAGAUCAUCAGUGUGGUAUAUGUCUACGGAAUAAAUAGGUUUAAUGACGACAUUGAAUGGAUGACAGGUCACAGGCCGAACCUUUACUGGCAGGCUACCUGGCGCUUCAUCAGCCCUUUAAUGUUACUGCUGGUUUUCAUUGCAUAUGUUGUGGUUGAGGCUGAAAAGCAACCAACAUAUAAAGCCUGGAACCCAGAUUAUGUAAACUUCCCCCUCGCUGAUGUUCUGCACUAUCCUGAAUGGGUGUUUGUUAUUAGUGUGCUCUUAUCCGUCCUUCCUGUUGUAUCCAUUCCUCUCGUGGCUCUCUACAGAUUCAGUGGCUUCCUGAAGAAUUACAUCAUGAACAGGAACAAUCAAAACCCAUAUGAAAAUUAA